Arachis stenosperma is the source of this 1541-nucleotide messenger RNA. RefSeq lists its product as uncharacterized. The transcript is spliced from 8 exons. Lineage: Eukaryota; Viridiplantae; Streptophyta; Magnoliopsida; Fabales; Fabaceae. Bases 17 to 778 code for a protein of 253 amino acids. The record is from RefSeq and is a predicted model, not a curated record.
UUACCGAAGAAAAGCAAUGUCCAUGGCGGGAACGGAAAGGGAUCAUCCACAGAAGCAACUCUUGAGCCUCAUCCGCAAUUUUGCCUCCGAGAAAUCUCAAGGAGAACGAAGGGUAGUUACUCUGAGAAAGCAAAUCGAGAAGCUCACUUCUGAUUUGAGCGUUGUUAACGUGGAGCUUGAAGAUGCUAAGCGAUGCAAAGAACUCACUGAGCAGGAGAUUAUAGGUUUUGAAGUUCAAUUUUCCAUGAGUGAAGCUUCAGCUCAAACGCUCGAGGCAAGGAUAUCUCGAAUUCAAUAUGAAAUCUCUGCUCUGAGAUCUGAAGUGGAAACUCUCAAGAUGGAAGAAGCAGCUUUACGUGAGCAAUUCAUCCACAGCAUGCUUGAUCUGAAUGCCAAGAUAAGGAGAUUUCAUGAGAGCAUCAUUAAUUGUGAUAUUGAAGCAGUAGAUUGUGAAGCUUAUACAGAUGCACCACAAGUGAAUAUGAAAGAGAAUGAGAAUGAUGAUGAAAUUGUUGCUCUUGAAAGUAUGCUUUCGGAUAUACUAUCUCAAACAACUAAAGAGGAUGAGGAAUACCGAGCAGAAAUCGAAACUCAUAAGAAAGUUCAGCAGGAACUGCUUGAUUGUGAAACAAAGGUGUCUUUAUUGAACACGAUAGUCACAGAAACAAGAGCAUUGCAGGAUCUAACCAUAUAUCCUUAUGAAUAUUCAAAUCAUAUAGUUGCUGUUUUACUCUGUGCUGCGCAGGUUACACAGUACAUACUAUAUAAAUUCCGUUGAAGAUGUAUGCGCCAUCUGUCAGAUUAAUGGUUAUGGUUUGUGGUUUAUGGUUAAUCAUAUAAAUUCUCUUUAACUGAUUGGCAUGCUCUGCUAUUAUUAGCUAUAGUUUGAAUAUGUCAUGUUGAAUUUAACCAGAGAAACUAUGAAGGGUAUUAGCUAGAAAUUGAGAUUUUCACCAUCUAGAUUCUUUUACGUUCUGUAAAUUUCUCCCAAAAAUAAAAAAGAAAAAAGAAAAGUAAGAAGAGAAAUAAAAUAGAAUCAAAUUUAGUAAAUUUAUUAGCAGAGUAGUAUGUUCAGUUCUACCUCAUCUGCCCCUAAUUUAUUCAAUACAAUGUGCUGGUUCUUGUGAUCUCAGUAUUAUUAUUCAUGUUGAUAUAAUAUUCCAAUAGAACAAAUUCCAUUGUGUCCUUAAUUGAACACAAGCAGACUUCAACCUUAGAAGCUACAUACAACACACUUGUCGAGGAACUUCAGAGAAGAUGCAUUUGUCCUAGUUGCCAUAUGGACAAUUUGGAAGCUAUUAGUGCACUUCUUCUGCCAGAUGAGGAUAAGUGAUGUCUUUUAGGUUUUCUAAUUCUUGACCAAACACCUGGAAGUGUUAUCAUCCCGCUGCAAAUGCAAUCAUGCUGAACUUUGUUUGCACCUUGCGUUCUGACUAAGCCAAAUGAAGUACUUUCUUUUUUUCUUUCCUCUUUUUUUCAUUUUCUUUUUCUGUUUCUUGUACAAAUAUGCGAAAGAAAAUUUUAGAACACAUUAUUCUGAU